GAGCUGACCCUCAGCCACGUCACCCGGUCAGAGCUCUGCGCCCUGGCGGCGCUCGAGAUGCCGCGACUCACCGACCUGACUCUGCUGUACAGCAGCGGCCUCAGCCAAGUCACCAUUGACGCUGCCGGUCGCAAUGAAACUGGCAUGCGGGCAAUGGCGUGCGCCCCCUGGUUUGGCAGGCUGCGGUCGAUCACCAUCGACUGCGAUGAGCCGCCCAUCAGUGAUGAUUUUGCCGGCUGCGGCGCACCCUGCUUAUGUUUUUUGGAUUAUCGCUGCAGCUAUUUCAGCGACGCCGCGGCGGCGGUCCUUGGCCAGCUGGCUCUGCCGUCGCUGCGUGGGCUGCAUCUGUUUGUGAGGUCGGCCAUGUUGCCACCCUUCGCGCUAACGGCACGCGGCAUGGCGGCGCUGCUUGCGGUCGAGGGGGUCACAAGCAGCCUGGAGGAGCUGUGCCUAACGCAGGACAGCAACAGCGAGGCGGACGCAGACGCUGUGGUGGCGGCGAUCGCCUGCGCGCCUCUGGCAGCCCUGCGCAGCCUCGAUUUGACUGACGGCCUGCACACGGACGCGUCCAUAGCUUCGUUGGCGCGCGCCUGCUGGGCGCGACAGCUGUCGCGUCUCUAUUUGAUUUCCGUUGAUGGCCGGUUCUACCAAAACGGGGCUGCUUGGAGGGCGCUGGCCGCCGCUCCCCUGGAGUCGCUGCAAGAACUUUACCUGCACUUCGCCCCCUGCAUGUCGGCCGGGGUCGCGGCGCACCUCAUGUCUGCGCCCUGGCUCGGCGGCUUGGAAAGACUCUACUUGAUUGGCUUGAGCAGGGGCGCGUUUGAGGUGCUGCAGGCGAGCCCUGCAUUCGCAAGCCUGCAAGCCAUAAAAAAAGUUACUGUGUCUCAAGUGGAAAGAGAGCAGGCUGCGGUGGCACAUGCGGUGGGCGCCGCGGAUUGA
Messenger RNA from Monoraphidium neglectum, 939 nucleotides. RefSeq lists its product as hypothetical. The annotation marks the transcript as partial. The transcript has a single exon. NCBI's taxonomy places the organism in Eukaryota, Viridiplantae, Chlorophyta, Chlorophyceae, Sphaeropleales, Selenastraceae. The record is from RefSeq and is a predicted model, not a curated record.